This is a messenger RNA of Schistocerca americana (American grasshopper), 928 nucleotides long. Its product is annotated as nicolin-1-like. NCBI's taxonomy places the organism in Eukaryota, Metazoa, Arthropoda, Insecta, Orthoptera, Acrididae. Gene Ontology annotation, cellular component: nucleoplasm. Bases 140 to 928 code for a protein of 262 amino acids. The transcript is spliced from 6 exons. The record is from RefSeq and is a predicted model, not a curated record.
CUCGAGCAGUACUGAUUGUUUUAGCUGCCAAAAAUUGUUUUCAUAUCAAACGUUAAUCCAGUUUCAAAUUGAUGAAGACUUCUAGAAUAAUCAAGGCGAUAAGACAGUCUCAGUCAAGAUACAGUUUCUGUUCAAGGUCAUGGAGCACAGCAAUAGAAGGCAGCCAUCAAACACAGGGCAAGGGAACAGAACACAGCGCCAAUCAAGAGAAACUGUAGAGUUCAGUGUUAAGGGGCCGAUUGCAGUAAGCCUCGAUGAAGAGCAAGUCACCAGCCACGGCUGUUCUGUGGUAGAGCUGCAGUUCCAGGGCCCCUCACAAGUUGGUGAAUUAGUAUUCCGAAACUAUUACACUGCUUGGUUGACUGUCCUAGUUCGAACUGCAGUUAGUGGAGAUGCGAAUGCAACAAAUGCGUCCUCAUCGGCUGCCUCAGCAACCAAAGAUGAUUCAGCAGAAUGGCAAGUUGGAAUUCCACAAAGAAUUCUCAUGCCAAAUCCUCACCUUGAACCUGGAAGUCAUGACCUAUUUUCAAUCCCGGCUACUGAAAGCUUACUGGAGUGGAAUAACUUACUGGCAUUGCGACUCGUCUUGCGUCAGCCAUCUCCAGUAUGGAGGACCUUCCAUGUUGAAGAGUUGAAUGUUUUCCGGGAUCCUCCCCGGCGUGGACCUCGGCCUAUUCAGAAGACUUCCACUGGAAGCUCUGCAUACAUCAAGGAAGUGUCUCUUACAACAGUGAUUCAGUGCCAGACGGUAGAAUCACUUAAGUGGCUUGCAUGCAACGAUCAGCGAGAGGCGAAAGAGCAACGUGAAGGACCAGCUCAAUUUAAAGAUGUGCAGAAGAAGCUUACUUCAUACAUCUUCAACAUGAACAUUCUGCAUGUUUGGGCAAUAGAAAUUACACAGCCUAUGAUACCUGCUGUUCCUAAUUGA